UUGGGGGCCAGUUGCCAACUGGGGACUUCCUGUUGCUGCUAUUAAUGACAUGAAAAAAUCGCCAGAAAUCAUCAGUGGCCGAAUGACAUUUGCACUGUGUUGUUACUCCUUGACUUUCAUGAGAUUUGCCUACAAAGUGCAGCCAAGGAAUUGGCUUCUUUUUGCAUGCCACUUGACUAAUGAAGUUGCACAACUCAUUCAAGGAGGACGACUGAUCAAAUACAGGCUGGAGAAAAAGAACUAAAUCUAACUUGAAAUAAGCCAGGGAAUGUGUUCAUCCCAAAUUACAACCAAGGAGGACUUGCCAUCUACAGUUGCAGUGACAAUUGCAGUGGGGGUCAAAUGGAAACACCUAUUAUGAAUAAGACCCCAUCAAGAAUCCUUCAACUACUCUUUUUAUCUUGCCUUUUUAAAACUACUGUUCAGCAACGUAAACCAUUGCAUUUCAGUCUUGCUGCCUUACAGGUCCUUAAUAAUUACCCCAUCCAAAUAACAAGCAAUAUUUGAAAACCAACUUUUUUAUCUAACAGUCUACAAAAGUGGCCCCUGAUGAUUUGACAGAACUUGUUUUCAAAUCAAUGUGAACAAAGGUCAG
This is a messenger RNA of Apaloderma vittatum (bar-tailed trogon), 595 nucleotides long. It is a transcript of the gene MPC1, whose product is annotated as mitochondrial pyruvate carrier 1. The record is from RefSeq and is a predicted model, not a curated record. Lineage: Eukaryota; Metazoa; Chordata; Aves; Trogoniformes; Trogonidae. The transcript is spliced from 3 exons. Gene Ontology annotation, biological process: pyruvate import into mitochondria. Bases 50 to 244 code for a protein of 64 amino acids. Gene Ontology annotation, cellular component: mitochondrial inner membrane.